Molecule: messenger RNA, 3345 nt
Organism: Helicoverpa armigera (cotton bollworm)
Lineage: Eukaryota; Metazoa; Arthropoda; Insecta; Lepidoptera; Noctuidae
Gene: Cyp303a1
Product: probable cytochrome P450 303a1
Exons: 4
Coding region: 359-1858 (499 amino acids)
Biological process (GO): xenobiotic metabolic process
Cellular component (GO): cytoplasm; intracellular membrane-bounded organelle
Molecular function (GO): iron ion binding; heme binding; oxidoreductase activity, acting on paired donors, with incorporation or reduction of molecular oxygen, reduced flavin or flavoprotein as one donor, and incorporation of one atom of oxygen
Source: RefSeq, a predicted model, not a curated record
AGUAGUUCCAUUGUAAGGCUAAAUUCAAAACAAAGAAGCAGUUUUCUGUUCAAUUAAUAUUAUAAAGAAUUUUUUUUGUAUUUUUGUUUCUAGCCCUAGGGCUCGGAAACUACUGAACUUAUUUGCAAAAUUCUUUCACUGUCGGGAACACUACACUAUCGAGGUGUAGGCAAUAUGUUUUUAGUAUAAGUAGAAGUUCCUUUGAGACGCGGGUGAAAACAGUUAGUAUCUAAUUCCUAUUAACAAUGAUUGUUAGAAUUGGGUGUAACUGCAGCCGGUGCAUUUGGCGGGGUGCGUAUAUACACGGGGCGUCCCGGACAUGCAACAGUGAAAGCUUGCACAUCGGCCAACGCGCAAGAUGUGGUUGGCAGCGCUAACGAUCGUGCUAGCGGUCUGCUUGUAUCUGUACUACGAUACCCAUAAGCCGAAGAAGUUUCCGCCGGGACCAAGAUGGGUUCCAAUCCUUGGCUGUGCCAGCGAAGUCUACAGACUUAGAGAAAAAACCGGCUACUUGUAUAAAGCUGUAAAAGAACUCUCUCUAGCAUACUCCAGAGAUGGAUCUCUGCUCGGUCUUAGGAUAGGAAAGGAUAGAAUCGUGAUGGUCAACAGCUUGGAAGCUAACAAGGAAAUGCUUUAUAACGAAGAUAUAGAUGGAAGACCUAAAGGAAUAUUCUAUCAAACGAGAACUUGGGGAGAACGCCGAGGAGUAUUACUUACUGAUGGAGAGCUCUGGAAGGAACAGAGACGAUUUCUUUUACGGCAUUUGAAGGAGUUUGGAUUCGGACGUCGAGGAAUGGAAGACAUCGCCCGGUCGGAAGCUUCGCAUAUGGUCAACGACGUCUUGGAGACAGUUGGUGAUGGCGAUGCAGCCGUCAUACAAAUGCACAAUUUUUUUAACGUUUACAUAUUGAACACUCUGUGGACGAUGAUGGCGGGUAUCAGGUAUAAACCUACGGACCCCCAGAUGAAGGUACUGCAAGCCCUUCUAUUUGAUCUAUUCGCCGCCGUAGAUAUGGUGGGUACACUUUUCAGUCACUUUCCUAUACUCAGCAUUAUGAUGCCCACAUUGUCUGGUUACAAAGACUUUGUAAGAACGCACAAAAGAAUUUGGAAGUUCCUUCGUGACGAAUUAGCGCGGCACAAAGAGAGGUUUGAUUCCUCUCAAGAAGAUCGAGAUUUUAUGGAUGUGUACAUUAGAGUUUUGAAGGAGAAGGGAGAAGUGGAUACGUACUCGGAAGGGCAGCUGGUGGCCAUGUGUAUGGAUAUGUUCAUGGCUGGGACGGAGACGACCAGUAAGAGCAUGAGCUUCUGCUUCAGUUACCUGGUGAGGGAGCAGGAAGUACAGAAGAAGGCUCAAGAAGAGAUUGAUAGAAUCGUCGGCAGGGAUCGGACACCGAGCUUGGAGGAUCGUCCCAAUAUGCCGUACAACGAGGCCAUUGUCCACGAAUGUGUACGGCAUUUCAUGGGGCGCACCUUCGGCGUCCCUCACCGUGCCCUGAGGGAUACGACGCUCGCUGGAUAUUUUAUACCAGAGGAUACGAUGGUCCUGAGCAACUUCACAAACAUCUUGAUGGACGAAGAGAUGUACCCUGAGCCGUACUCGUUCAAGCCAGAACGGUUUCUAUCUGAAGGGAGGAUCUGCCUGCCAGAUCACUACUUUCCGUUCGGCCUAGCCAAGCACAGGUGCAUGGGUGACGUGCUGGCCAGAUGUAACAUAUUCGUCUUUACCACGACCAUGCUGCAGAGGUUCUCGUUCUUACCAGCUCCUGAAGAACCCUUGCCUUCCUUAGACCAUGUGGACGGUGCCACCCCUUCAGCAGCUCCAUUCAAAGCUCUGGUGGUACCGAGGACAGCCUAAUCUUUGCAAACUUUAUCGAAUUUCUAUAAAUCUACAUACGAAUAUAUUUAUUUCUUGAUGUGUAGUUUAUUAGAUAUUGAAGCAUCGUAGAUAUUGUAGUUAAAAUUAAUCACGUUUAAUGAAUGUAUUCUGUUGAAAUGUAGUUAGAAGACAUUUUUGAAUAUUCGUUUAGAGAGUUUUGACUGGUUAGUUUUAGGAUUCGAAACUUUUUUGCAUUUUUCUUGUUAGCAUCGAAUUUACACGUUUAUAGUAGUUGAAUUUAUAGUAGGUAUUGUUAUUAGCUCAAUGUUUGUUAGUAGCGAACUCACUAUUGACAGAGAUCCCUCAGAUCUCUUUUUCUUAAUUUUAACCUUCAACACAAUGUAGAUAUUUCUUUGUCUGUGAUACGGUAGCUCAUAAACAGAUGAUUUUGAUAAUUUAAUUUUCGAAAUUGUUGUCAAUAAUUAUUCAAUUGAAUGAUGUACCAUUCAUUGUACAUUCCUAAAUCUUUGUCACAUUCCUAAACAAAACCUGUUUUGCUUGAAUGUAAAUGAGAGUAUUUUUGAUAAAAAAAUCUUGCAGGAUUUUAAUAUUUAUGUAUCUUAUUUUUAUAUUAGGGUGAUUCACACACGGCGCCGCACUCCACAGCGGUUAUUUUGUGGUUCUAACUUUUAUAAAGUCACUGCUCGUCCGCGCGGUCAAAUCCGCGGAGAUGCGCGGUGUCAUGUGUGAGUUAUCUCAUAUUUUUUUACUACUUUUAGUAGGUACUUUGAAAGUAUUGUUUUUAUCUCUAAAUUGUCCCCACGUGUGGUUGUGAUCGUGUGUUAGUAGAAAAUUUUGGAGUUCUGUAUUUACUAAAAGAUCGAUCAGUAUUUAUUUAUGGACUUUAGGAAAUUAAAUGUAUUUUAUAUAUCUAAACUUUUGGAAUAUUGUUAAAAAUUUUGAUGUCCUGUACCUACAUAUUUUAUCUUGAUGUGUGAUGAAUGAGACUUUGCCGUUUGAAACAAUAAACUGUUAAAAAUGGCCCUGUGUAAUCACUGUAAAUGACUAAGAACUUGGGCAGUGAAGCUAUUACAGUUUUUAAGCCGCAAAGUAAUUACUUUAAGAAUAUCUUCGAUUAGUAUGUGUAAAUGAGGGUUACAAACGAAUUCCUAAGUAUAAUGCACUUUAGCACUUGAUUUGCAACUUGUGGUAGAAAUUCCAAAGAAUAUUUUUUUAGGAAAUAAAAAAGUUCUAUAGUAUACACUUGUCAUUAAUGAAUUUUAAUAAAUACUUGUGGUUAAAAGCAUGUUCUACGCUCUAUGACUCGCUGCUUCGCGUUUUCGCUGGGAAAAAGUUAAAUUAACGUACAUACUAUUGACUUCCUUUGGAUUUCUAUCAAAAGUUGUACGAACUUAUUAUUCAACGAAAAAAAAAGUAUUUACAUACUUACCUAAUUAAGAUAAUCACUAAUAGAGAUGAAGACUUGAAAUUGUUGUCCAUCUAAAUUCUAGUUAGAAAUAAAAUGU